AUGGUGUGGGGCCACAAAGGCAUUGGCGUGAUGGUUGGAGGCCACAGAGGGUGGUGGUGGCUUGGGGGUGGUUUGGGUUGGGAUAUGCCUUACCAACCUGGUUAUACUGCUCCACCAACUCCCCCUCAAUCCGAGGAUAUUACAAUUGAUAUCAGUGCGGGUUGGACAAUUGCUGGUACUCCUUUGGACUUCCAUGACCCUCGACUUUUGGCUAUGGCUGCCGCAGAACGCCGUAUUCUUGAGGCUGAAUAUGGUGAAUAUGCUGAUACAAGUGCCAGUGGAGCUGCAUUUUGUCGUUCUGCUGCUCUAAUUUUAAUGGCUCUUCUACUCUUGAGGCAUGCUCUCACCAUUGGAAAUAGUGAUGGGGACGAAGAUGAUAAUCCUACCUUUUUCUCUCUUUUUUUGCUUCGGGCUGCUAGUUUUCUUGUCCCUCUAUAUGUAAUGGCCUGGGCUAUCAGUGUACUGCAACGUCGGAGACAGAGACAGGAAGCAGCGGCACUAGCAGCGGCUGAAUUGGCAUUUAUGCUACAGUCGAGACAGCAUAGGGGGUUACAGGUCACAAUAGCACCUGGACCUGCUGUGACACCAGGGCCCGUGGUUACUUCACCGACAUCAGCACCUGCAGUUACCCCAUCGUCACCACAGCCUGUAGUUGCCCCUCAUCAGGAGCCCCUUCAAUAAAAUGAUAUUUCCCUCUAGUGGGUAAUCAAUCAUCUCCACAGGCGAGGUGGAUAAGUUGUGGCUAGAAAUUUGAGUGUGCUGCUAUAGUUGCAGUAUUAGCAAAGGGAAGAAAAAUAUGAAGGUCGACUUUGUUGAGUAUCUCUUGCUUGACAUUAUCUCCAAAAACCUUAGUAAGUUUAAAAAAAAAUUAUCAUGAUUUAUCUGUUUUUGUUUGUACACACUGCUGUGGCUGCUUGGGAAAUUUGUGGUAACAUAGUUGUUGUCUACAUAGAUUAUCCCAGGUUAUUUGGGAUGUCUUUAAAUUUGAGGUUCGAAUGAAGAAAGUUCUUGAUACUUAUUUUUAUGUUUGAAUAUAUACUUUUACUUUUUUAUCAAUGC
Molecule: messenger RNA, 1059 nt
Organism: Ilex paraguariensis (yerba mate)
Lineage: Eukaryota; Viridiplantae; Streptophyta; Magnoliopsida; Aquifoliales; Aquifoliaceae
Source: the annotation of a GenBank genome assembly